Molecule: messenger RNA, 1116 nt
Organism: Lotus japonicus
Lineage: Eukaryota; Viridiplantae; Streptophyta; Magnoliopsida; Fabales; Fabaceae
Product: protein STRICTOSIDINE SYNTHASE-LIKE 11-like
Exons: 3
Coding region: 35-1039 (334 amino acids)
Biological process (GO): biosynthetic process
Molecular function (GO): strictosidine synthase activity
Source: RefSeq, a predicted model, not a curated record
UCUGUGCUUUACAUCAAACAUUGUUGAGAAUACCAUGUUAAACAUUGUGACCAUGAUGAUUUCUGUCUUUGCAACUUUCAUCUUCCUGGUUUGUACUCCAUCAGCAGCUCUAUUACUCAACAGGCUACCGCUACCUUCACCUCUUACAGGCCCUGAGGCACUUGCAUUUGACAGGAAUGGUUCAGGGCCUUAUGUUAGUUCUUCUGAUGGAAGAAUUUUCAAAUAUGUUGGUCCAAAUGAGGGUUUCCAGGAAUAUGCUUACACUUCCCCUAACAGGAACAAGAUAACUUGUGAUGGCCUUGCUGACUUCUCAACACUCCAAGCUACAUGUGGGAGGCCUUUAGGAUUGGGUUUCAAUCACCAGACAGGGGAAUUGUAUGUAGCUGAUGCCUAUUUUGGGCUUCUCAAGAUUGGUGCCAAUGGAGGGCCUCCAAUCCAGUUAGUUGGACCUGCACAAGGCAAUUCUUCUAUGUUUGCUGAUGGUUUGGAUAUAGACCCUGACACAGGAAUCGUUUAUUUCACUGAAGCCAGUGCUAAUUUCCAGAUCAAAGAUAUCAGUACAAUUCUGACCAGUGGAGAUAGUACUGGAAGACUUCUCAAAUAUGAUCCAAGCACCAACCAAACAACAGUGUUGCUGAGUGAUCUUGCUGUGCCAAAUGGGGUAGCAGUGAGCAGAGAUGGUUCAUUUGUGCUUGUUAGUGAGUUCAUGGAAAACAGGAUCCAGAGAUUCUGGCUGAAAGGGCCAAGAGCAAAUUUAUCAGACACAUUCAUAAGACUUGCAGGAAAACCAGAUAACAUCAAGAGGAAUUCUAGAGGCCAGUUCUGGGUGGCAGUGAAUAGUUAUUUAGGACUGCCUCGCCGCCCGAUCCGUCGAGUUUUGCCUUCAGGAGUUAGAAUCAGUGAGAACGGUUUGGUUUUGCAGGUUGUAUCUCUUGCUCAAGAGUAUGGCACUGAACCAGCAAGUGAGGUUCAAGAGUUUAAUGGGACACUCUAUGCUGGGUCUCUCUUUGUUUCCUAUGCUAGCAUUUUCAUCCCCUAGUUUUUCAAUUACCGCAGCAUUUGUAUGGCUAUGAAGAAUAUAAGAAAUAUAAUAUAAAUAAGAGGAAUUAUUGAUCG